This is a messenger RNA of Pangasianodon hypophthalmus (striped catfish), 11983 nucleotides long. RefSeq names its product microtubule-associated protein 2 (gene map2). Gene Ontology annotation, biological process: microtubule cytoskeleton organization; neuron projection development. NCBI's taxonomy places the organism in Eukaryota, Metazoa, Chordata, Actinopteri, Siluriformes, Pangasiidae. The record is from RefSeq and is a predicted model, not a curated record. Bases 3328 to 9162 code for a protein of 1944 amino acids. Gene Ontology annotation, cellular component: neuron projection. Gene Ontology annotation, molecular function: microtubule binding. The transcript is spliced from 17 exons.
GAGAGGAAAGAAACUGAAGAGUAAGAGAAAAAGAUGCUGGGAGGAGGAGGAGAAAAAGGUUAAAGUCCUUAGGGCAACAGUCAGAGGAAUACGAGGGUGUGGGAGGCAAGGUGUGAUCUUCAAAAGCACUUUUGUGUGUCUGUGUGUGCGUGUGUGUGUGUGUGUGUGUGUGCGUGCGUGUGUGUGUGUAUGUGUGUGUGCAGAGUCCAGAAGACUCUCUGAACUCCACGAUACUUUUCGCAUACUGUUAACAGUGUGUAUCCAUCCUUUCAUCUGUUUAUCCUAAUCACUCGUUCUUGCUUAUGCUGUUUAUCCCCUGUUCCCUGAGAGUCUCUCCCACCUUCUCUGUUUCUUCUGCUUUUCUUUGUUUUUUUUUUAUCCAUCAUCUUCCUUUUCUUUACCUGAUCACUGUGUUUCCAUAGCACCUUUCAUACAUAAAAAUGUUUCUCAACAGUAGCUUAAAAAUAAAUAAACAGGAUUAGCUGUCUAAUAACAAAAAAAGUUAAGGGCUAGAACUGACAGGUACAUAAGCCACACCUCCUUCACUGGACACAGGACACACCUCCUUCGGCUAACAGAUAUAUAAGCCACGCCUCCUUCACUGGAAUUGACAGGUACACAGACCACGCCUUCUUCACUGGGACUGACAGAUAAAGAGGCCACACCUCCUUCUCUUGGGCUGACAGAUAUAUAAGCCACGCCUCCUUCACUACGACUGACAGAUACAGAGGCCACACCUCCUUCUCUUGGGUUGAAAAACAAGUCCAAGCCUCUUUCAUUGGGAUUUACAGUAUGAUUGAUUUUGUAACGGUGAAUCUUCACGCCCCUACUUCCCUGACCUUAAUUAUUAAUCAUAUCACAUAUCUGUACCAGCGAAGCGUUUCCUGUACCUGUGCGACUCGCCAUCAAUCAUGAGCCUGUCACCAAAAUCAUGAAACCGAUCGACCUGCUCCUCUCACAAACAUGCAGAAUUAAUGACUGCAGCUUGCUUUGCUUGUUUAAUUUAGUCAUCAUGAGUUUCUGUGGCCUGAGGGAAGCUUCCUGCCUCUGCUGUACCUGGUGUAACUUUCACGCCAGAGCUUUAGCAUUUCUGCCGAGUUGUCAGCAAAGACCUUUAACUGUAGCACAAAGCCGGAGCUCAGUGGAGCUUUGUGUGAGCGUGAAUGUGUUUUACAGAGCCAGGAGCUAUACAAUUAUAAGCUUUCCAAACGCCAUAGAGACUUUUAAACCAACACUGGCUUUCUGGUGCAGCUUUAUGAUAUUAAAAGAGAGAGAGGAAUUGAUCUGAAAAGAAAAAUGUGGAGAAGUAGAUGUUUAUUUUCUGGCUGGGUUUAUCACAGAUGUUUCUGCUUUUUUAGCCUUUCCACUUUCCAAAACUGUGCCUGUCGACACAUGGCACUCCAUGUCUUUAAAUCUGCAGUGUCAUGCUCUUGAGUGGCAUGACUGUCCAAGCUUACCCACCAUUGCAAAAACUCAUAGUAAAAUCUCAAGAAUGUCAGAGCUGUACAUUUGAGAGAGAGCACAACUGUUAAAGUCAGUGGGAAGGACUGCAUUGUUUCCUGUAGUGAUGGAGAGACGAAGCAUCAGGACAUGUUGAAGCAGUCCAGCUGACAGUGCUGAAAAAUGGUUCAUUAUCUGAGAAUUCAAGUGUCCACUAGAGGACUCUAAUGGUCAAAAAAUAUACACCUGCAACUGUCAUUGGUGUAAUCCUGUCUGUAAGAUUAACAUCUACAGAGAUAUUUAAUACUAGCUUUGCCUGGACAGUGGUGGAGUUUUGUUUAAAUGGCACUGUAUGGGGUUAUACCUAUGAUGUAUAAAUAAGUUGUUCACAUAAGUUGUACCAUUGCUUGUUGUUUGGGGUGAUAGCGUCAAGCGUAGACCUUUUAUAGACCUAGUAGGGUAAAGAGUGCACACUAAAGGUACCGAAGGUUUGAUGAUACCACUUCGAAGAUUUAAAGGUGCAUUACGUAAAAUUAGUGAAAAAUAGGUCUCUAUUUGGAUUAAUGGGUGGAGUUGAAUAAGAGAUAAAUGGUUUUUUUUGUUUGUUUUUUUUACUGACUGCACCUGCUGUCAUUUCCAACCAUGUACACAAACCUUGUCCCCCAAAACCUAUGGUGGUGCAACUAGAGUUGGCAUGCUAACUAGAGUUAUCAUUAGCAAGGAAGGUCAUAACAUCACUUUCAAGCACACUCAGACAUUCAACUGCUUGAAAGCCAAGUUACUUAUAAUUCAUAACAUAUAAACCGGCAAAAUUCCCUCAUAAUCGUUUAAGGGGAUGUGAGGGGGCAUUGGGAGUGUGUCUAUAAAAUGACUGACAAGAGGCCAAUCCAAACAAAUGUUGGAGACUGGAAGGCAGGUUUCCAAACUGGGUUUUUAUCAUCUGUGUAAUUCACUUGUUCUGUGAAAAUGGCUUAAGCUAUUUUAUUCUAUUUUAUUUCAUUUCUACAAUUUUUCCCAAUAUUUGUUCUUACUUGUACUAGUAAGAAAUGAAAAAUAUUGACUACUACACCUUUAAGAUACAUAAAUAAACCAUUAUUAACUGUUUAGCUUUAAAGGUGCACUGUGUCCAUGUUUCCAGCUGAAAAAUAAAUAAGGUACAAACUAUAAGGGCCACAAGGAAAGGUACAGUCUAGUACUGUUUUGUUUCUGAGCGUGGAUGUCCUGUGCACCUUGUACAUUCAAUAAUAAAUAAGUAAGUUUCUGAUUCAGAGAGAGAGAGAGAGGUAGGAUUGGAUAGCAAAGCCUGCAGUAACUGUUGAUUUGAAUUGCAUUGAUUAUAUCAAAACCUGUCACGUCUUUAAACACCAGCCGGAUUGACCUUCUGCAUCCUGCAGUUAAAAUUUAUUGUCGUCCGAGGAGCUGUGAUAUUCUCUGACUUUCUAAGGCGUUCUCAAAGACGAUCUUGGUCCAUGAUGUCAUCCUGCGGACCACAGGCAAUUUGUGUCUACAGAAAAUAAAAAAAUAGUCAAUUAUGUUGCAUGCUCACGUCAUUACCCUGUAGGAUUGCUGGUUUGAGAAACAGCUCUCUGACUGUGAUCAUGCAGAAGCCGUUAUGACGGAGGGUGUGUUUUUUGGUACAGCGGAGAAUGUAAGCCUGUAAUAAAGUUAAUGAUAGAGGAUGGUUCUCAGGCUGCACACACCAUGAGUCAGGAACACACACACCCACACACACUCUGUCGGCCAAGGCAUGCUCAGAGCAUGAGCUCGUCCCGGGCCUAGGCGGCAUGUUGCCGUGGCAACAGCUCCGCUCCUGUGCGCCGGGUAGUAGCCGUAUCCCCCCACCUCAUUGUUUUUUUUUUUUUUUUUUGGCUUCUUCAGACCUUGUACAUGCACCGCCGUGCCUCAGUUGCUUCUCUUCUGGAGCAAGUGUCUGCGCGCAUCGUGCAGGAGGUGACGGCCGAGGCGGUCGCGGUACUGAAGGGAGAGCAGGAGCUCCAUCCAGGCACAGCUGUCCGACUCUCCUCAGUGGAAGACUCAGCCAAUUUGCCACCUUCCCCACCUCCAUCUCCUGCAGCCGAGCACUUUGGCCCUCUGGAGCAAGAUGUAGGGGAUGAGGAGGAGGCUGGGCCUCUCUGCCGCUUCCAAAAUUCUCGGGAGAGGUGCAAGUUCCUCGCCCCCUCCAUCUCAGUUUCAGUGCCCGAGGAUGAACCCUACUACUCUGACGAGGAGUACUAUGACCACCCCUUAUUCAGCCCUGAGUGGACACUCUCGGGCUCACGCCCUUCAGGGCAGGCCGCUGCCUUUAGCCAGAUUGAAGAAGAAGAGACCAUAGAGGCUCUCUCUGCAGCGGAGGAAGAUGAGAACAUUGCAGCGGCAGCAGCUUUAGAGGAGCAGGAGGAAGAGGAGGAGCAGUGGAGUGGGGAGGAGCCUGAGCAAGAACCCAUAUCCAAGCUCUUAGAGCAGGCAGAGGUGGUAGUCGGGGCCCAGACUUUGCCCUAUCUGCAGGCCGAGGACCAAGCACUUACUGCUGGCCCUGGAGCUCCUAACGGGAGCACUGAGGAGGCAGGGAGGGGCGAGUACCCUGAGAAAGCUGUGAAGAUGGACGCAGAAAAGCCAUGUGGAGAGAGGACUGCGCUGGUCAGCAUGGACUUCACUCAGUCAGAGGUGCACCCAGAGGAUCUUACCUCUUACCAGAGUGGUGUUCUUGACAAAGAAAUUCCAGAGACAUCGUCACCCAGCCUAAGUGACACAGAGGCUUUUGCUGUUUCUCCAAAUGGUCAGAGCCAUGCCAAAGAGCCCACAGUGUAUCCUGGUCAAAAGCCUGACUCACCACUCAAUAUUGAAAAGCAAGCUUCUACAGAUGCAGUUUCUUCUGACUCAAGUAAGUCUCAAACACAUGGGAAGCAAUUACUAGAAGUGGAAUCCAUAUCUACUGGAGACAAGCAGAUAGAUGUUACAGUAAGUGCCAAAAGUCCAGAAGUGCCUGGAAAAGAGUCUGCUAGCUUAGAUAAACAAGGAGAAGAAAUUAUGGACAAGUCUGGAAUGUCUGCUUAUUUUGAAACAACAACACUGAAAUCAGAGGAGACGAGGGGACAAGGUGAAGGUUAUUAUGAGCUUAGUACUGCAUCAGAGGAGACUAAGUCUGCCUCUGCCAUUUCCUCAGUUCCAGAAAUUAGCUACAGUACCCUGGCUCAAUCUCAGGCUAUAGAUGAAAAACCUGAAAGUCAAAAGGGUACCGAAGAGCAACAAAAGGCUCUCCCGUCAUCUGAAAAAAAGGAUGAUUGCAGGCUCUCUCCUGGAAAGCUGGCCUUGGAGCAAAGAAGUUAUUCCCUGAAUAUCACCAUUGGAGCUAUGGAUCAGAGUGGAGGACAAGGACGACCCAGAAACUUCUCCCCAUUAGCAACUGACAUUAUGUCUUAUACCAGUGGAAGCCUUGAUGAAUCUGCAGACUACCUUCCUGUCACAACUCCAUCAGUGGAGAAAGUCCCCUCUUUCCCACCAGUGAUCCUGGAGACAUCAGCCUCUGUCACCACUCCAUCAGCCUCUCCACCCCAUGACACGGUAGCUGACAUCAAGACCCCAAGUCCACAGCCUGAAUCCCCAGGUUCUCCCUUACCUAAUAAGUUCAACUAUAAAAAUGGUGCUGUGAUGGCCCAAGAUCUACCUGAAAUGCUAGACUUGGCAGGUACACGUACAAGACUAAUGUCUGAUAACACUGAUCCUGAGAUUAUAAGAAGGAAAUCAGUCCCUGCUGACAUGCCCGCCCUUGUGAGUGACUCCUUAGCCCACUUGUUUCAGGGUCAACGAGUUGCAAAAAGUGAGACUCAAUUGGAAGAACAUGGAUACUGUGUUUUUAGUGAGUACUCUGGUCCCAUGCCAUCUCCAGCAGAUGUGCACAGUCCAUUGGAUUCUCCACCAACACAAAUCUUCAACAGAAUGAUAUCAGAGGAGAAAGAGACAAUUCCAGCUGUAAGUGGACAGGACAGCCCAUCAUCUCAAGUUCUGAAAGAAGACAUUCCCCCAGACACAGAGGAAGAAAAGGAUACAAGAGAAAAACCGUGCAAGACUAAUGGUGCUGGGGCAGAGGACUCAAAACAACAAGUUGAAACUUUUGCCACUCCAACUGUUACUGUUACUUUGGAAGGAGUGAAGACUGAUCUUGAUGCAGAGGCCAAACUUGCAGCUGAAAAGGAGGCUGAAAUAGCUGAUUAUGAGAGGCAAAUUCGCAAGCUGGAAAUGGAAGACAGACCUUUAAGUGUUGAGGAGGAGAGGGAGCUCCAGGAGCUACGAGAGAAAGUGAAGAAUAAGCCAGAUUUGGUGCACCAGGAAGCCUAUGAGGAGGUAGAUGCUGAGGAUGUGUACCAGCUCACUGGAGUUGCCAAGGACAGGAUUGCUAGACCAAUAAGACCAUCACCAACAUCAUCAGUGGAGAGUGCUACUGAGGAAGAAAAAGUGCAUGUUGACACAGAGAAACCUAAACCAGCACAAGAUGGUCAGAAAGAAGAGCCUGUGAAAUUGUCUCCUGUUGAAUCUGUUGAGAAAUCCAGUAAAGAUGAUAAACUCCUAGAGCAAUCUGGCAAGGAAUUUGCAAAGGCAGAGGAGGCUUCUGUUUCCACUUCAGUGGCACAAAGUGCAGAAGAAGAAAUAGAACUAGCCGAGGAACCUAAGGAGUACAUGCAGGCAGAAAAAGCAGACAAGCCUACAGAUUUGCCAAAUGUGCCUGAGAUACCAGAGAAGAUUGAACCACAGAAGACUGAAAUAGUUAAGUCUGAAGUAAAACUGAGUGAAACAGUUGAAACAGAGCUUGUUGAGAAAGAUGAAGAGCCUGAAGUUGUUGGAAAACAUGUAGAGCCUAAAGUUGUCGAGAAAGAUGAAAAGCCCAAAGUUGCUGAAAAACACGAAGAGCCCAGAAUUGUUGAGAAACACAAAGCGCCCAAAAGUGUUGAGAAAGAUGAAGAUCACAAAGUUGUUGAGAAACAUGAAGAGCCCAAAGGUGUUGAGAAAGAUGAAGAUCACAAAGUUGUUGAGAAACAUGAAGAGCCCAAAGGUGUUGAGAAAGAUGAACUGCCCAAAGUUGUUGAGAAACAUGAGGAACCCACAAGUGUUGAGAAAGAUGAAGAGGACAAAUUUGUUGAGAAACACGAAGAGCCCAAAAUUGUGGAGAAAGACAAAGAGCCCAGAGUUGUUGAGAAAGAUGAAGGGCCCAAAACUGUUGAGGAGUAUGAAGAGCCCAAAGUUGUUGGGAAAGAAGAAGAGCCCAGAGUUGUUGAGAAAGAUGAAGGGCCCAAAGUUGUUGAGAAAGAUGAAGAGCCCAAAGUCGUUGGGAAAGAAGAAGAGCCCAAAUUUAUUGAGAAAGAUGAAGAGCCCAAAGUUGUUGAGAAAGAUGAAGAGCCCAGAGUUGUUGAAGAAGUUGAAGAGCCUAAAGUUAUUGAGAAAGAUGAAGAGCCCAGAAUUGUUGAGAAAGAUGAAGAGCCCAGAAUUGUUGAGAAAGAUGAAGAGCCCAAAUUUGUUGAGAAAGAUGAAUUGCCCAAAGAUGUUGAGAAAGAUGAACUGCCCAAAGUUGUUGAGAAAGACAAAGAGCCCAGAGUUGUUGAGAAAGAUGAAGAGCCUAAAGUUGUUCCAGAAGACAAAGAGCCUGAAGUUGUUGAGAAACAUGAAGAAACUGGACUUGUUGAGAAAGGUGAAGAGACUGGAGUUGUUCUGAAAGAUGAAGAGGAAGAGCAUGACGAGUUGGAAGGGGCAGGGGCAGCAGUACAAGAAACCAUAGAGCCCCGAGCUGCCAUUGAGUCAGUUGUAACAGUGGAAGACGACUUUAUCACUGUGGUUCAGACCAUCGAUGAACGAGAGGGACCUGGGCACAGUGUACGAUUCUCCACUCCUCCUGAAGAAGAACCACCUCAAAUGCUUCAAGAUGAAGAAGAGGAAGAAGAUUCUAUUGAAAUGGCUCAAGAAGCAGAGAUAGAGGCUGCUAGCCUGGAGGAGGUCCAGGAUGUUCCAGAAGCUGUACAGGUCCCUGUGUGUCCUCCAAAGGAGGUACCAGAAAGCGAGGGUCCCACUGAAAGCUACGAUGACUACAAGGAUGAGACUACUAUUGAUGACUCCAUCUUAGACAGUUCCUGGGUGGACACUCAAGAUGAUGAUAAGAGCAUGGCCACUGAGAAAAUUGAGCCUCUUCCGAGAAUGGCAAGCCCUGCCAAGAAACCCUUUACUGAGAAGCCGGUCAAACAGAAGCCUAAAGGAGGCAGAGCCAAAGGCCGAGUUUCCACUCCAGAACGCAAACCCAUCUGGAAAGAUCCAGGACCGGUCCAGAAAGAGGAGCUGAAGAAGAAAAAAGCUGUGAUUAAGAAGGUUGAGGUCACAAAAAAAUCUGAAAAUCAGAGCCGCUCUCCCUCCAGGAAGAGUGUUUUAAAGGCCGCCGUAAGGCACCCUAGAGCUACCCAACAUCACAUCUGUGCUAAGCGGAAACCCACAGUAUCAGCAGAUGGACGGCUGCCAUUCAGCUCAGUGCGACAUUCCAGAGACAGGGCAUCUACCCCCAGCCCAACAUCACUAACAAAGAUCCCCACCUGUAAAACCCGGGCGUCGGCUCUUCCCCAGCCCCGCCCUAACUCCACCUGCUCCUACAAUAAAACAAGCUCAUUGGUGGAGGCCGAUGGGCCCCGCCCCUUCUCAACAGGCCCUCAAGAUUCCCUCUCAAUUAACAGGAAUUUAGAAAAGGACGGAGGAUCUCGGAGCCCUGAGAAGAGAUCGUCUCUGCCUCGGCCGGCCUCCAUCCUGACUCGGCGUGCACACACCAGCGAACAAGAGGAGAGCUCAACCUCCAUCACUAGCUCUGGAUCAACAGCACCACGCAGGCCCACAUCUUUCCGUAGUGAAGUCAGAGCUGAACACAGGACAGGUCGAUCUGCCAGUAUGACAGGCAUAGAGUCGGUGCGUUCCCGCUCUGCUCGCUCCGGCACCUCCACUCCCCGUACUCCCGGCUCCACAGCCAUCACUCCCAGCACUCCACCCAGCUCGUCCUGUCGCACCCCAGGCACCCCGCGCACCCCGGGCACCCCCAAAUCCCUCAGCCUCCUUUCACAGGAGAAGAGGGUGGCCGUCAUCCGCACACCCCCAAAAUCUCCUGCCACGGCAUCCAAGCAGCUGCGUGUCAUCAACCAGCCCAUGCCUGACUUGAAGAACAUCAGGUCCAAGAUUGGCUCCACGGAUAACAUCAAGUACCAGCCUAAAGGAGGGCAGAUUCAAAUUUCAGACAAGAAGCUGGACUUCAGUCAUGUACAAUCAAAGUGUGGAUCCAAGGAUAACCUGAAGUAUUCGCCCCAUGGAAGCAAUAUACAAAUUCAAACAAAGAAGCUCGAUCUCAGUCAUGUGACAUCCAAGUGCGGCUCACUGGACAACAUCCACCACAAGCCAGGUGGCGGUAACGUGCGCAUUGAGAGUGUAAAACUGGACUUUAAGGAUAAAGCCCAGGCUAAAGUUGGCUCUUUGGAUAAUGCCCAUCAUGUACCAGGAGGAGGCAAUGUGAUGAUCGAGAGCCACAAGCUGAUGUUCCGUGAGACAGCGAAGGCUCGCGUGGAUCACGGCGCUGAGAUCAUUACUCAGUCUCCGGGUCUGUCUCCUCACCACAUGUCGUCAUCCGGCAGCAUCAACCUGCUCGAGUCCCCACAGCUGGCCACGCUCGCCGAGGACGUCACAGCUGCUCUGGCCAAGCAGGGACUCUAAAAAAAAAAAAAAAAAAAAAGAAAGAAAGAAAAAAAAAACCUUCACCAUCCUCCAUAAUGCCCAGCUACGUCAUCAGCUCCGCCCAUCUAUAUAUAAAUAUAUAUACAGCAAUCCCCUCUAGUGGUGUCGUAGUAGUGGCUAACGACCCUCUGAACGUUUCUGGGACACUGCAUUUCCCCCCGACAUCAUCUCAUCCACAUCACAGUCGAUAUCUGUCGCCGGAACGAGAGCAGCCACCCGGAGCUGGAGCGGACUUUAUCACGGAAGGAGGAGAAAUGGGUGAAAAAAUAAAGAAUUGUUGUUGGAUUUUUAUUCCUAUUUUAUGGUAUUUGAAUCAUUUUUAUUCUAGGAUUCCAGUUAAUUAGCUAGAAAGGUACCAGUGCUUUUAUUCUCCCUGUAUGCUGUGUGAUUUUUUUUCUUUCUCUCUCUCUCUCUCUCUUUUUUUUUUUUAUUACGGUGGUGUACAGAUGCUGAUCUCAGAUCAGGUUUAGCGUUAGGAAUAGAAAGAAGAAUGAUUUUGGGCAGCUGUUUCCUCCUCGUUCUUUUGCGCAGAGCCAGUGCAUGGAGUCCAAACCCCGCCUCCUGAAAAAAAAAAAUCGCUCACCUGACCAACAAAAUGAUAUACAAUGUAUAUUAAUAUAUGUAUAAUUAUGCCGAAUAUUUGUCAACAGCAUCUCUUGAUCAGAAAAUAAUAAUAAUUCUUCAAUAACGUAAUAUCUUUACAAACACAUUAUUGCAAAUGAAAAAAGGAAACAAUGGUGAUGCGCAUGUGUCAAUUCUAGUAUAAAAAGAGCUAUUUUCUAUUUCAAAUAUGGAUUUAGUAAGUUAUUUGCUGAGUCAUUGGAUAAAACGAACACUACAUGUUUUUAGCUAUUAGUCACGACGAUGUUAUGCUUGUUUGAUCAUUUUAAAUGACUGCGUUGGCUUUGCCCAGGGGUCCAGGCAUCAGACACACACUUUAGAUCUGCAGUUAAAGGAAUACUCCAGUGUUUUUCAACCUAAUCUCUAUCCAUCGUAUCUAUAGUGUGCAUGUGAUUACUACAGACAGGAGUUUCAACACGGUUUCUCUGCAUUGACAAAAGAACAAAAAAUCUGUUUACUCCAAACCUACUUAUAAUAGAAGUCUAAGGGCAGUUGCUGAAUUCAAACAAUGAACAUUUAAAUUGUCACUAUAUGACAUGAAUUAUAACACAAAAACUACAACAAUAGUUGUAACAAUAAGGAUAACGGUGUUAGAGUAGGACAGAUAAAGAGAAAAGUGAGAAAAGAGAAAAAGUUGCACCAGAACUUUCCAAUGAAUAUAGUAAAAAGUAGUUCUGGUUAAGUUUUGUGGUUUCCAUGUGUCAUUAAAACAAAAUGACAAAUCCAAACAACUCUUUAGACUAAUCUUGUAACGCAUGUGGAUCGAUGUUUCUUCAGUGUCCCAUUAACAGCUUGUCUACCUACCUGUAAUUAAUUCCGAAUUUUCUGUUUGACAUACAGCAAUGGAAGAAAAACCUAUAAUCGUGGUUUCAUCUUAUCCUCUCAUAUACAGUACGACCUCUCAUUAAACGCGUAUAGAGACAUUACGAAGAAAAAUAAAGCUUGGAAAGAGAUCAUUAGUGCCUCAGGUGAGUGUACAUAACUAGUACAGCUAGCUCGCUUUGCUAAUCUUCCAGCGGACCCAAUAUGAGUCCUGGAAUGUAACGUAAAUCAAAGAACCAAUUUUCACACUGAUUAGUCCAUUAUUCAAUUGGUGUUUAACUAGCUAGCUUUAGAAGCUACAUACUGUAUAGUUACGAAUAUUUCUCAUCGGAAGUAAAUAAAAAAUUCCACGUGGACAAGCCACGCCCUCAUACGACAACAGGAGCACUCGCUACACACCUACAGGAGACAAACUACAAGCAACGUGCAUGAUUUAUCGCUCCAGGGUUUUGGAUCCACCAUGACCCUGCUCAGGAUAAAGCGUUGACUGAAGAUAAAUUAAUCAAUAAAUGAAAAUUCGAUUACAUCUUUAUUCAUAAACACAGUUAAACAAAAAUCUGUUUAACAUUAAAGGUUUAUUGAAGAAAGAAGCAGCCUAAGCCCUUAGACAUCUAUUAUAAGUAGGUUUUUAUGGUUAUUUUUUUUUCUAAAACAGGGAAACGAGUCAAAAUUCUUGCAGGUGGUAACCACAUAUAUGGUUAGGUUAGGCUGAAAAUCAUCUCGAUCGUCUCUUAUUCCUUUAAGAGAAAGAUUAUUAUUCCUGAUUUGGAUUACAGUUUAUUGUUAUAACGGAAAAGCUACAUCACUGUCUCUCUCAGCUUAGUGCAGAUUAUUGGAAAGUAAUGAUCAUGUAUUAUAGUCACUGCUGUCCCUCUACAUCACAGUGCAGUCGUUGCCUCUGGGCAUGUGUUUGUCCAAGAAAGCUUUUGCUUGUUAUUUUAUUAUCCACUGUAUGGAGCAUAAACUCGGGACUCUCAGUCACACCCUCUGUACUCUGCCGUGUUCUUCUUAGAUACUUAGGUUUGUUUUACAUGUAAUUGUAGGAGGUGGAAAUAAAGAGACAAAAAAAAACAGUACAAAAUUAAUGUAUAAAAAAGAGAAAACUCACCUUGCACAUGUUUGAAGUGCUCCAGUAUCUUUUUUCUGUCGUCAUUUGUGGUAUCCCGUGUUUUUCCCCUUCUUCGUUUUUUGGCUUCUGUAUUUUUCUGCACCCUGUUUGCCCUUCGCUCACUCCCACAGCAACUGUAAAUCUAUUUAAAAGGUCCUGUAGAUGUAUGCAGUUUUUCUCCUGUUGAUAUGACGCUGAUUACAAAUGCUCUUAACAGCUACGAAAAUAAAGAAAAUGGACGAAAACAAG